This is a messenger RNA of Paramisgurnus dabryanus, 3314 nucleotides long. The record is from RefSeq and is a predicted model, not a curated record. NCBI's taxonomy places the organism in Eukaryota, Metazoa, Chordata, Actinopteri, Cypriniformes, Cobitidae.
CUCGCGUGUGAUGUGUUUGUGUAUCCUCAGUGUUUUUUUCUCUUGAGUGUUUUAUUGAGUGUAAACAGAGUCUUGUCUCUGUGUAUUUUAGUGUUGAUGAUGAGAUGGAUGUGAUGUGCUGUAAAUCAGUAGGAACUGAUCUGUCCAUGCUGGAUAUUGAUGAUUUCAUCACAGAAAUCUCUCAGCUGAAGAAAGAGGUGGCGUUACUGGAGACAAAGCUGAGGUUAAGAGGAGAUGAAGGACUGAAGAGAGAGGACUCCGAGCUCAGUCUGACUUUACUCUGUUAUACUGAGUCAAAGCCCACAGACGCUCAGGACACUACAGUGUGUGACAGUAAUCAGGGCUUACAGGAUGAGGAAUCUACUGAUCAAACCUCCACAGAGUCUCUGGAUUCUGUCUGGAACGCUGGAGAACAGCAGCAGAUCCUGCAGACCAAACUCAACAUGUGUUCAGUCAAACUCAUGGAGAUGAGAAGAGAAACCAUAGCAGAGGAACAUCACACUGAUGGAGACAAUCAUGAUGAUGAUGAUUUUUUUCCUCCAGGUGUGAAGAGUGAUUCAUCUUUUGAUGGCGAAAUAACCUCCACAUCAAAGGAGCGAGUGACAGCACAAACUCAAUCCUGCAUCACUGAUGGAGAGACAUUGAGCUCCCAGGGACAUUUAGAGAGAAAAAACACAGAACAGAAACUUUUCACCUGCAGCAGAUGUAAGAUGACCUUUACUACCGUACAAGAAAAGAGACGUCACUCAAAUGUGCACAGAGAAAAGAAGCACUGUGAGCUGUGUAGUAAAGUUUAUAUCUCCUGUUCUGGUCUGAAACAUCACAUGCUGACACACAGCGGUGAAAGGCCUUUCCACUGCACUGAAUGUGACAUGCGUUUCAGAUCCAGGAAUGUACUCGUUACACAUAAGAGAACACAUACAGGAGAAAAACCGUACAAGUGUCCUCACUGUGAGCUGAGAUUCACCCAAAAACCUUGCUUAAAGAAACAUGUGUUUUUACACACCAAUGAAAGACCGUAUCAGUGCAGUGAAUGUGGAAAAACCUUUAGGGAUUCAGUUUGUCUAAAGACACACCAAAAAACACACUAUGAGAAACAAUAUGAAUGUUCACAUUGUGAUAAACGUUUCUGUCAUAAAUCUCAUCUGACGAGUCAUCAAAGAGUUCACACUGGAGAGAAACCUUUUCUCUGCUCUCAAUGUGGAAAGAGCUUCUCUUGUUCAAGUUCUUUAAGAGAACAUCAGAGAGUUCAUACUGGAGAAAAACCUUAUCAAUGCAAUGUUUGUGGGAAGAGUUUUACCAAACAUUACAAUUUAUCGUCACACCGGAGAACUCAUACGGGAGAAAGACCUUACAAAUGCUCUCUGUGUGAGAAGACGUUCACUCAAGCGGUUCUCCUGAGAAUCCAUCAGAGAGUUCAUACUGGAGAGAAACCUUACCGAUGCUCCAUCUGUGGAGAGAGAUUCGCUAAUGUAGGACCUUUUAAGACUCAUCAGAAGAAACAUAUUCAAAACUACCUAAACUAUGAAAAAGACUCGUCAGAACAGCAAAAAACAUUAACAUAAAACACCCUUCACAUUUUAUGGUAGAUUUUCUUCCCUUUAAAAAAAAUAAUCUUUAAUAAAAAACAUCUGUUCUAAUGUUUGUCUCCAUAUAUAUACAGUACCAGAUGAGAUUGCCAGAGGUGUCCCCCCAAGGAUCUGUGUUGGGGCCCCAAUAUCCUAACAUUCAGGAUGUUAGUGUUAAACAUUAACAAGUCUUAUAAAAAUAAAAUAACAGCCUCAUGCAAAGCAUUCUAGAAACCAGAAAUCCAACCUUUUUCUGUUUUUCCUUUAGAUUUUGGUUCCCAGAAUGCUUUGCAUGAUGCUGUUAUUUUAUUUUUAUUUUGUGAAGAUAAACCCUGUGUCUUAAUUCGUUCCCUAGCUCCCGAUGCCGUGAAUCAGUAUAUCUUGUACACAGGUUCGGGCACUGAUAAGGACCCUAGCUCACUUGACAUUGGGACACUGUUCACUUAUUUUUCUGUCACGUGGCUGCUUAAGCGCGUUGUGAUCACUCACAGCUGUUACUCAUCAACAACCGGCAAAACCAACAUCUCUGUGACUUCAUUUUAAACAGUACAACUGUUAUUUUUCUCUUACGUAUCCGUGCAUAAAAUUGGGGAAUAUAAUUACUUAAUUUGAAAUAUAUAUAUAUUUUUUUUACAAUUUUAAAUAAAUAUUAUAAUUUUAAAUAUUAAGUAGAUUGUGGUCCCUUACUGUGUAGCGAUGUGUGUUUAUAUUUAAAACUAAAACAAACGUUGUCUUUUUAAAAGUUCUGUCACAUUUCAUUAAGUUUUUUGAGAUCAAGUGAUUUUCGGAUGGCGAGCUUCAAAAAGGUCAUCAAUCGAUGCUCACUGGUUUUUGCGUUGCAUUGUGGGCAUUUUUAGGGAACGAACGUUCCAGUGCACUGGAAGGAUUUUGCGAUUGAGACAGCCCUUAAAAUGGCCGACUCCCUGAUCAGUGCCCUGACUACUGAACAAGGGAGCUGAUUGAGACAUUCCCAAAGACUUGUUAAUGUUUAAUGUUCAUUUAACUUUGAACAAACUGUUGCCUGUAAAUAACAUAAUUUUAAAUCUACUGUCUUAUUUUAUUUUUUGUAAUAAAAGCUUAGUAACCAUGUUUUUUUGUGUGUAUUGAUUACUAAUAGCAAAACCAGGAUGUAACUAUGGUUUUUAAAAAGCUUGGUUGUCAAAACCAUGUUUAUUUUGUGGUAACCAUGGUUUUACUACAGUAACCAUGUUUUUUGGUUUUAACGGUAAUAAUCCCAUGAUUAAUUUUUAUAAGGGGUAUAUUACUGGCUAAUAGCUGCCAGUAAUACUGUAAUUUCUACAGAAAUGUUAUAGAGGGAACAUAAUAUGUGAUGCACCUUAAUUUAUAAUGAAUGCUCUUGAUCUAUCCAUGAUGCAAAUAUAUCAUGGGGUGGUUUCCCGGACAGGGAUUAGCUUAAGACAAGACUAUAUCUCAUAAUAGACCCCUUAAAGUAACAGAUUUUUAUAGGAGUCUUCUCAUACCUGGUUUCUCUUCUUGUUUUCUCGUCUCACCCUCAUUCUCUCAGAACAAACUGUAUAUGAAAUGCUUCAUUCUACAUGCACAAAGAAUCUGGUCUUGUUUGGUAUCAUUCACUGUAGGCAUAUUAGACAACACACAUAUUAGACAGUUUACAACCAAUCACUACCAAAGUUCUAUGAUUAUAACAAUGCUUUGUUCUCUCUAAAUAUUUAAGGAAUGUUUGUAAGGGUUCAGGGGGGAUUUUCAAUAUUUAGAAAUCAACCACUG